Dibothriocephalus latus is the source of this 468-nucleotide messenger RNA. Lineage: Eukaryota; Metazoa; Platyhelminthes; Cestoda; Diphyllobothriidea; Diphyllobothriidae. The record is from the annotation of a GenBank genome assembly.
UUGCAGCAUGGAGUAGCAAUCUACGAAUCUAACCGGCCCGUUAUCAAGUUCAUCUCGAUUGGGACUUGGAGAAAUGCUCUCACGUCUUUUUACGAUGUGAUAGAGUUCGUCGGCCGCUGGAACCCCUACGGCCGCCCGUUCCGGGUUGUCUCUCGCGGUGAGAAGACCUUUCGCAUCAUUCGUGGAACACUAGAGGAGGUCGUGAGCGUGGACCGCCUCAAAGCCGCUGUCCCGGACAUUCUUUCGGACGAGCUCUGUGGUCCCAUUUCCCCUGCUCCCCGAUCCUCUAUCCUUCCACGCCGUCUGUUUCCCCUUCCGCCAUUUCCACUGCCAUUGAUGGUUACUCCUCCCUCAUCCUUCUCCAACAUUCCUACCACAACGCACUCUUGCCCUGCAUCUCCGGCAUACAUUACUCCUUGUGGACGUCACGUUCACUUCCCCGAUCGACUGAUCUCUCACGAUUUUUAG